Molecule: messenger RNA, 1828 nt
Organism: Schizosaccharomyces japonicus yFS275
Lineage: Eukaryota; Fungi; Ascomycota; Schizosaccharomycetes; Schizosaccharomycetales; Schizosaccharomycetaceae
Product: guanyl-nucleotide exchange factor Sec2
Exons: 1
Coding region: 1-1650 (549 amino acids)
Molecular function (GO): guanyl-nucleotide exchange factor activity
Source: RefSeq, a predicted model, not a curated record
AUGUCGACGUCAGAAGAAGCCUUGUCGAGGAAACUUAUUGAGGCAGUUGAGAAGCAUGCAGCUCUUGACGACAAAUAUGCCGUUGUUUUGGAAGAGAACCAGCGCCUGAAGGAACAAUUGAGCAAAAUCACGUCGGACAGAGAAGAAUGGUCUGAGAAGCUGAAACGAUUGAAUCUGCUGCCACAACUUCAACAACAGUACGAGGAAGCGCUGCAAAGACAACGAGAGGCUGAACAGGCGAAGGAACGCAUGGCCAGUGAGCUGGAGGACUUGACCGGAUCGGUAUUUGAGGAGGCCAACAAAAUGGUUUCAGACGCAAGACGAGAGUGUUACAACGCACAGCACCGGGCAAGCCAGCUCGAGCGGCAACUGAACGACUUGGACGGCCUGUUCAACACUUCACAAAAACAGCUCGUCGAGCUCAAGUACGUUCUGCAAAGCAUGUCCGACGCACCGUCCGAGGAUACGACAAACACAGGCGAUAACGAGGAGGAGGAGGACGGCGGCGGCGGCGGCGACAGCGGCGGUGCUGGCGACAGUGGAAGCGUUGAGAAUGACGGCACGAACGAGUCUGAACAGUUUGAGGAUGCACACGACAACGAGCAGCUGGUAUCGGAGACGGUUGCGGCUCCAGCAGACGAUGACGAUUCUUCAGAUGCUGCUGGGGCGCGACGUCGAAGAAGCUACGGCGGUACAGGCGGUGCAACGAACCUUUCCGACGUAUUCGUCAAUGUUACCCCGCUGAAGAAACCCGCCGCCGGCACAGAACCGCUCUCGCGCGUGUCUUCCACGUCUUCCAUCGCUCAUUCGCACACAUCCACUCACACUCCCUCCGCGUCACCAUCCGCCUCCCUUGCUUCACUUCCACCUUACCAAGAAUUCUUGCACCUCUACAAGUUUCAUUCCAAAGUUUCUCGUCCUGCCUAUGUGCGACGUUCCGUCACUACAGGGUCUAGUGGUACUGCGGCAGCUGCAGCUGCCGCAGUAGCAGCAUCCUCUGCUGCUCGCGGUACGACUACAUUUUCCUCAACACCUUCUCCCACCCCUAAUUCAACAACAUCCACACCCGUUAAUGGAAAAGGAAUCCCUCGGCCCUUCACUCCCCUGCAAACUCAUCACAACAUCUCGUCGUCGGCACAUGGCGCCGACGGACUGUCACCCUCAGCAGCUGCAGUCGCUGCCUCCAACGCACAGACCUCGCGUAACCUGCGCGACUUUUUAUUUUUCAAGCGUUGCUUGGUAGAAGACAUUGAGCCGACCCUGCGUCUGGACGCUGCACCGGGCCUCUCGUGGCUCGCGCGACGGUCCAUCAUGUCUGCUAUCAUUGAAGCGUCCCUCAUCGUCAAUCCGCUUUCCCCGAGCCAUUCUCAGGCACACUUGCCGUGCACUCUGUGCGGCGACGACCGGUCUGUCCCGCCGCGUAGCUUUGAGUUCCGCUCGCGACCCGAAGGCACACCCUACUGCGCCUGCAACUACUGUGUAGGCCGCCUUCGCAGCGUCUGCGGCUUCGUCGCCUUCCUGCACCAAAUUCUACGCGGUGUCUGGCAGUCGUGCUCGUUUGAAAAGACAUGGAACGAAUGUAUUCGAGCCCGCGAAGCAAUGUUUUACGCUCGCCUGGGCAUUCCACGGCGAAACACUCGUGAGCGCUAGAAAGACUUGUGGAGGCUGCCAAUUGCACUCGCAGGCGGCGCUUUUCCUGUCUUGUCUGUUGCUCUUCUUCGCCUGGAUUAGCCUUUCACGUGCGCGGCCAAACACGUGCGACGUGCUUUUUUGUGUAAGCUCUGAUAUGUAAUUAUGACGCAUUUUAAUUAGUUGGCGUGUACGCGUG